AUGUCUGAACAAGUCAUUCAUCCAAGCAAAUAUAGUGAAUUGCGAAAUAUAUAUAAAUACUACAUUGAUUCAUAUAUUAAGUUAUAUCAGCUGAAAACGGAAAAUGAAGAAGAAUUAAACUCGAUUUACAAAAUGAUCAAAACAGAAUUGAUUGAUUCAAAGAAACAUCUCCCUCAAAAUAUUGUAAGAGAUAUUUUAAAUAUUAUUCCAUAUAAUAAUCGCUAUAUAAAGUCAUAUUUGAUUCUUGCCAAACUCAUAUCUGAUGAUUAUCAUGUCAAAGAGGUCCACAGUGUGGAAAGUAUUUCCAACUACAUGUUUUAUAAAGAAUAUGGAAUUAAAUUAAACAUAUGUGAUAAUUUCGAAAAAAUCAAAACUGAAAAUUUAGAUAUUCUUUCAGAAAAUACAAUUUACCGAGCAAUCAUGAAAAAUGACAAAGAAAAAUUCAUUGCUUUCACGGAAUUGGAAGGAUUCGAUCACAAUCAAAGACGUAAUCACGAUUUAUAUCCAGUUUGUUCUUAUUAUGAAGGAUAUUCAUUACUUGAAUUAUGUUGUUACCAUGGAGCUGCUGAUUGUUUCAAGUUAUUAAGAUCGAAAUUCAACUCAGAAAUAACUCAAUCAUGUCUAGAUCUUUCAUUUUUAGGAGGAAAUAAAGAGAUAAUGAGUGAAUGUUUAAAAUAUCAAAAGCCCUAUGAAAAAUGCAUGGAAUAUGCAAUAACUUCACACAACAUUGAUUUUGUCACAUUCUUGAUGAAUGAGUACAAUAUAAAGAUUGAUUUAUAUUUUUGCGGAAAAUAUAAAAAUCUUGAAUCAUUUUUAGUUUAUUACGAUCAAACUAAUGAUGUUAACAUAAGUUUUCCUUAUUCAGCAAUGUUUGAUAUUCCACCCCUUUGUGAAUACUUCCUUUCACUUGGUGCCUAUAUCAAUGAAACAAAUAAAUAUGGAAAAGCUGCUCUUCAUUUUGCUGCAGAAUUUAAUAGUAAAGAUAUUGCUGAACUUCUUAUUUCAUAUGGUGCAAAUAUACAUGAAAAAGAUAAAGAUGAAAAAAUCGCUCUUCAUUAUGCUGCAAAAUUUAAUAGUAAAGAAGUUGCUGAAGUUCUUAUUUCAUAUGGCACAAUUAUAAAUGAGAAAGAUUACAUUGGAAAAACCGCACUUCAUUAUGCUGCAAAAUUUAAUAGUAAAGAAAUUGCUGAACUUCUUAUUUCACAUGGUAUAAAUAUCAAUGAAAAAAAUGAAAAUGUAAAAACCGCUCUUCAUUAUGCCACAGAAUAUGAUAGUAAAGAAAUUGCUGAACUUCUUAUUUCUCAUGGUGCAAAUAUACAUGAAAAAGAUAAAGAUGGAAAAACUGCCCUUCAUUAUGCUGCAGAAUUUAAUAGUAAAGAAAUUGCUGAACUUCUUAUUUCAUAUGGUGCAAAUAUCAAUGAAAAAGAUAAAUAUGGAAUGGCUGCUCUUCAAUAUGCUGCAGAAUAUAAUCUUAAAGAAAUUGCUAAACUUCUUAUCUCACAUGGUGCAAAUAUCAAUGAAAAAGAUCAUGAAGGAAAGAACACCCUUCAAUAUACAACAAAAUCUAAUAUAUAA
This is a messenger RNA of Trichomonas vaginalis G3, 1575 nucleotides long. RefSeq names its product ankyrin repeat and SOCS box-containing protein 4 family. The record is from RefSeq and is a predicted model, not a curated record. Gene Ontology annotation, molecular function: protein binding. The transcript has a single exon. Bases 1 to 1575 code for a protein of 524 amino acids. NCBI's taxonomy places the organism in Eukaryota, Parabasalia, Trichomonadida, Trichomonadidae.